GGCACAGCUGCGGGGGGUCAUUGUCCUGCGUAUAGAGUAGUCAAAUAUCUUCUUCCCGAAUGAAGCCGUAGAGAGAGAAAAUAUCAGCAAACGCACAGAUUUAGAGAGAGAGGGAAGGAGAAGGAGAGAAUGGCAAUGGUGUCUAACUUAGCCGCAAUUCAGAAGUAUUCACCGGCGCCCAAAGUUGUGUGCAGAAAGAAGGAGAGAGAGAGAGGAGGAGGAGGAGGAGGAAAAAGUCAAAACCACCCCUACAAAGUCAUUGAAAUUACGCCUCCCCCAAGAAGCCUCGCAAUUCGUUGCUUUCCGCAGAACUUACAAUGUGGGGAGAGCGUGACAAUUGAAGGCCAAGCAUAUACAAUUUCAGCUGUGACUCAUCGUUACCAGCUUAGAAAGGGGAAGUAUGAACCUAGUGAGAAGAGGCUUGAUGUUCUGUCCACCGGGAGAUACAUCUUGAACUUGUAUUUGGAAAAUUUACUAGAAAACUCUUGACUUGACAUGGACUUUUAAAUAAGUUCCAUUUUCAUGCAGAGUAAGGAGUUAAUCUAAGAUCAAUGUAUUGUGUCAUGAUCCUGUUUGUUACUAAUUCAUUUAAGGUUAACCUUAAUUAUUGAGCUAAACUUAUACAAACAAAUAUAU
Camellia sinensis is the source of this 636-nucleotide messenger RNA. The record is from RefSeq and is a predicted model, not a curated record. Lineage: Eukaryota; Viridiplantae; Streptophyta; Magnoliopsida; Ericales; Theaceae.